Zophobas morio is the source of this 2151-nucleotide messenger RNA. Its product is annotated as annexin B9-like. Gene Ontology annotation, molecular function: calcium ion binding; calcium-dependent phospholipid binding. The transcript is spliced from 7 exons. Lineage: Eukaryota; Metazoa; Arthropoda; Insecta; Coleoptera; Tenebrionidae. Bases 389 to 1864 code for a protein of 491 amino acids. Gene Ontology annotation, cellular component: cytoplasm. The record is from RefSeq and is a predicted model, not a curated record.
AACCACAGUUAUAAAUAAAAUAUUGACAAUAGGUAUAUGUUGCGUGUAACAAGGAGUGUUAAAAUGAUUUCCCACAACCCUCAUUAAUAGUUUUUAAAAACCCAUUAAAAGGCACCCUGUGACCUUCAACCUAUAUCACCAAGUAGCAGAGGUACUACAAUGCAGUAAUAGAAGUUGAUUUCUCGUAACAGGAAAAAUGAGAAACUUUCACUAAAGGCCCAUCACGUGAUUUAACGACCUUGUUUUGUCUGCGUUGUCGACGUUUCAGUUUGACGUCGGCAGUGCGCGAAGAGGUAACUCAGUGAGUCAUAGAAAUACGUACAGGAAUUUCGCGUUAUUCACAUUACGAAGCCAAACAAACCACUACAACUGAUUAUAAAAGAUCACCAUGAGUUACCCGGGUUAUCCACCAUAUCAGCAGGGUUCGAAUGCUCCAUAUCCGCAACAACCAAACACGGGCGCUCCCUACCCCCCACAGGGGGGUGUUUUUCCCCCCAGUGUGGGCUACAACUACGGAUCCCCAAUGUACAUGCCUCAGCCAUACGGAGGUGCGGGGUAUCCUCCCCCGUCCGGUGGAGCGGGAUAUCCCGCUCCCUCCGGUGGGACACCUUACCCUUCCGGAGCUCCUCCAUCAAGUGGAGCACCUUACCCCUCCGGGGCUUCUGCCUACCCCCAAACACAACAGUAUCCUUCUCACGGAAGCUCCCCGUACCCCAGCCAAGGAAGCUCUCCUUACCCCACCCAAGGAAGCUCUCCUUACCCCACCCAAGGAAGCUCUCCUUAUCCCAGCCAAGGCAGAUCUCCCUAUCCCAGUCACGGAAGUACCGCUUAUCCCGGUAAUCAAGGACCGCACAGCGCCGGGCAUGUAACCCCCAACUAUUCACAAUCCCCUAGUCAUGGCCAACACACACGGAAGACAUCACCAACUGUGGUAUCCGCAAAUCCCUUCAAUCCCCGUGAAGACGCGGAAGUACUCAGAAAAGCCAUGAAAGGUUUCGGAACCGACGAGAAGGCCAUCAUCAAUGUGCUCGCCAGACGUACCAACAUGCAACGCCUGGAAAUCGCGGUACAAUUCAAAACUCUCUACGGCAAGGACCUUAUUAGCGACCUAAAGAGCGAACUAACCGGAAACUUCGAAAAUUUGGUUGUUGCCAUGAUGACACCUCUGCCCCAAUUCUACGCCAAAGAACUCCACGAUGCCAUCAGUGGCUUAGGCACUGACGAAACCGUUCUCAUUGACGUUCUAUGCACUCUCAGCAAUGCCGAAAUUCGGUGCAUCACCGCAGCGUACCACAAAACCUACUACCAAAACCUGGAAAGCGAUCUGAAAGGCGACACCGGAGGCCACUUCAAACGCCUGAUGGUGUCCCUCUGCAGCGCUGGACGUGACGAAUCCAUGAUGACCAAUCCGCAAACGGCAGCUGCUGACGCGCAAGCACUUCUUCGUGCUGGUGAACUACGUUUCGGAACGGACGAAUCCACCUUCAAUAUGAUUCUUUGUCAGAGGAAUCAUGCACAGCUGCGGUUGGUGUUCAGCGAGUACCAACGCCUAACGGGGCAUGAUAUUGAGAAGGCGAUCAAAAAUGAGUUUUCUGGUGAUAUUGAAGAUGGUUUUCUGGCGGUGGUGCGUUCCAUUAAGAAUCAAGCAGCAUACUUCGCGAAAGCUUUGAACAAGAGCAUGAAAGGUUUGGGGACCAAUGAUCGCGAUUUGAUUAGGUUGGUUGUGACAAGAUCUGAGAUUGAUAUGGGUGAGAUCAAGAGGGAGUAUGCUGCAAAAUAUGGGGAAUCGUUAGCCGAUGCAAUUAAGGGCGACUGUUCGGGAGACUACAAGAAGUGUCUGUUAGCGUUGAUUGGUGAAUCAUAAUGGGGUUUAUGUAGGAACUGAUUAUUUUCAUUAUUAGAAUUUUAACAGUAUGUGCUACAUGUUGUAUUCUCUGCUCUUUUUAUAUGUCUUUUUACGAUUAUAAUAUUUGCCUUUAGAAGUGUUUACUCUUUACAUAUAAAUGUAUUUUUUAUAACUUGAACAAAUGUGGCCAAGUUAACGACGAAGCCUUAUGUAAUGUCAAAUGAAUAUGUAUUUACACGACCAUUUCCAGUACAAACGUUAAAUGCUCUGUAAUUAUAUUAAAUAAAAACAUACAACCAUUGCAA